AUGCAUGUGAAGACUCUUUUGCGCAGAAAGCUUUUUAUUGCAAUCAAUGUGCUGUACAUUGCCGUGAACUUGCUCCUUGCCAUUAAAACUGCGGUGGUAGGCAAGUACAAUCUCUUUGUCCAAAUCAGCUCAGCUGUGUUUAGUAUGUGUGUUUCAGCAUUGGUUUUUGUUUUGGGCAUUCAUUACGUAAGCAUCAACUGCAUGAUGUACGAAAUAUACCUGGGAGGAGCCAAUGCUGCAGUGCUGCUUUUUGUGCUCUUUUUGCUCUUCCUGCUGCACUUUAAGGCAAGUGCGCCGCUGCAGAUUAUUUUUGAAAAUAUACCAAUAAUUGCUGUCUCCAUUUUUUCUGUGCUGGUAUCAGUGUAUGUUGCGUUUCUGCGGAAGUGCAUCGUGGAUGGGCUGGUCUAUCCGAUAUUUAUACAGAGAAGGAAAAAGAUAGAGUCUCGGGCGGUUCUUGUGCGAAGAGAGUAUCCCGAGAUCUUCACUGUCCAAUAG
Messenger RNA from Nematocida minor, 495 nucleotides. RefSeq lists its product as uncharacterized. The transcript has a single exon. NCBI's taxonomy places the organism in Eukaryota, Fungi, Microsporidia. Bases 1 to 495 code for a protein of 164 amino acids. The record is from RefSeq and is a predicted model, not a curated record.